AUGGACCCCGAUACAAACACAGAUAACUACUGCUUGGUUGAUGAGAAGUUUGACUUUGAUGUUUCAUCAGCAAGGUACGUUUCAAGAGGAGAUGAAGAGGAGGAUGAUGAUGAGGUCUUUUUGGGUCCGGUUAGUGACAAGGAGAAGUGUAUUUCUGCUGGAAUGGAGAGUCAGGCCAUGGAUAAUGUCAGCGCUGGAAUUUCUGAGGCCGAGGAGCCUAGUUGGAGUCUUCUCACGAGAAACAAGUUUGAACUGAUUUGCAAAGAAGCCCACCAGCUAGCUAGUCAGCUAAAGGGCAACCAGCAGGAAAAGCAUGUGACCGAAGAAACAUUUGGUACAAAAGGCGAGAGCCAAAGCAAACUGAUGGAGGAGUUUGUAGAGGACACUAUGGCCAAACUAGGCAUAUUCAACAAACCUGCCAAAUCUAUUGUCAGCCCCAUCAAAAGGGAGACGUUCUGUUUACAAGACAGUCCCAAGAAGCAGCUCCCACCUGUUAUUCAGCAACGCUUGAUAAGGGGCAGCAGGAGUAGUAGUUCAGAUGUGGCUGCCCCAUUGACUAAGGGCCGUCGAAGAAGCACCUCCAGUCCUGUGAGCAGCAUUAAAACACAGUCAAAGAUGGCUCUACGUGGCAGGGCGGGCCUUGGUACUGGAGGAGUGCUCCCCAGCAAGCCAGCUGCUCCAGCAAUAUUCACUAGCACACCCAACACUGCCAAUACCAGAGUGGCACCAGCGGAAAAGACCACCAGGCUGCCUCCUCCGAACAAAGCUCAACCCAAGAUCAAACCUAGACUGGCCAGUUGGAGCAGGGAAGGGUCUUGUGAGGAUUUGCUCUCUGACUCUGCCAGCGUGGCCUCUGAUGUCAGCGACUCCUCCCUUAACUCCAGUCUGCUCAGAAAACCAGCAUUGGCCCACUCUAUUAAGAAUCUGUCAGCUGUCAAAGCCCCGUCUCCUCAGACCAGGGGUGUGGUCAAGCAUAGGAGAAACACCUCCUCUUCGGUGUCCAGCUUCAACAACAGCUUGUCUGAGUCCCCUACUGGGAAAGGCAAGCGUAACAGUUCUCUGAACUCCAGCGUAAGUGGCCCCAGUGGCCGGGCGUCCUGCAGACUGACUAACCCCAGCACCAGUGCUGUCAAAGCUAAGCGCUCAAGCAUCUGCGGCAAACCUGCGGGGCCUCCAACCACCAGCACCCCAAUGGUACGCUGCUCCAUGUCCACCCAGGCCAGGAAGCCCUCUGAGGUGGACCAGUCCAAACCCACCAGGUCCACACCUUUAAAGAGACCCGAGCCUUGUACCCCGGUCAUCCUGACCCCAUCCAAGAGGGCUAUGGCAAGGACCUCUUCUGUGCCCAUUGUGUCCUCCUUAUCCACACCCAAACUGCAAAUUGGGGCCUCCAAAACCAAGGCUGUUGUCGUCCCCACUCCUACUGGGAAGGUUAAGGGUCCCCGGCAAGCAGAUGGGUCUUCUCCUGAUGCCCCCCAGAUCCUGAAGCCAGAGAGGCGCUUGUCGGCAUGCAGUAUGGAUAGGCUUUCUCAGAAGCAAGCAGUCACGCCUUCGAGGUUGCUUAACACCCCUUCUGCUGGUGCGAAUAAGUCAUUGCCGACAAAGAUGAGGCGUCCUUCAGCACUUCCGACCCCAGUCAAACAGAGAAUCUCUGGUGUCCCAGUCAUGACACCUAAGAGCUCGGCCCAGGCUAGCAGGUCUUUCCCUAGUAUGUCUGUACUGCCCACCUCGGCCAGCAGGUCCAGUAACCGCAGCGCCGAAGCAGAGCUGACAGCCUCAGGGGAAGAGCUGGUGUGCAGUCUAUCCAUUCAACCUUUCUGUCUUGAAGAAAAUGAUAAGCCCAAUAUCUCUCCUCCAGUCGUACCCCAGCCAGAGACACAAGAGAAAGCCUGUCCUGGUGAGGUUGGUCAGGAGGGACCAGAACAAGACCAAAGCAUCAAAGAGCAACCUGAUGUCAAGCAGCAGAAUCAGGAAGCUGAACCAAAUGGAGACCUGAUAGAACUCCAGUCUACUGAUGACACACACCCUCAGGACCAGGCGAGCAAGACAAAGGAAGUUUUGCUGAUAGACAUUCCAGCUCCAGUGCUGCGGCCUAAGGAGAAGCUCCUUAUUGACCUGUCGAACACCCCUGACCUGAUAAGGACCGCCUCAGUCAAGCAUUGUGAUGGAAAAGAGUUAAUUGACUUGUCCUCUCCUCUGAUCAAAUGGAGCCCAGAAGACAAAAAGGAGAAUGUCGUGAACGAGCCCCGCCUAAUUAACUUUUCUUUCUGA
Molecule: messenger RNA, 2271 nt
Organism: Lampris incognitus (smalleye Pacific opah)
Lineage: Eukaryota; Metazoa; Chordata; Actinopteri; Lampriformes; Lampridae
Gene: gtse1
Product: G-2 and S-phase expressed 1
Exons: 11
Coding region: 1-2271 (756 amino acids)
Cellular component (GO): microtubule cytoskeleton; cytoplasmic microtubule
Molecular function (GO): microtubule binding
Source: RefSeq, a predicted model, not a curated record